AGAAAUAGAGCUGUCCCUGCCAGGUGUUCCGGGGGUUCUAGACCAGUUGUCCCUGCCAGGUGUUCCGGGGGUUCUAGACCAGGUGUCCCGGCAGGUGAACCAGGCGGUGAGGAAGCGCCGCCACGCCGGAGAUGACGACUACAACAUUGAAGUUCUCCUGGGUGUCGACUACUCUGUGGUGCGUUUCCACGGCAAGGAGCAUGUGCAGAACUACCUGCUGACCCUCAUGAACAUUGUGAAUGAGAUCUACCACGAUGAGUCUCUAGGAGUCCAUAUAAUGUGGUGUUGGUGAGGAUGAUCAUGCUGGGCUAUGCUAAGUCCAUCAGCCUGAUAGAACGAGGGAACCCGUCCAGGAGUCUGGAGAACGUGUGUCGCUGGGCGUUCGUUCAGCAGAAGGCAGACCAUAACCACUCUGAGCACCAUGAUCACGCCAUCUUCCUGACCAGACAGGGCUUUGGACCCACAGGCAUGCAGGGCUACGCCCCCGUAACAGGCAUGUGCCACACAGUCCGGAGCUGCACGCUGAACCAUGGGAUGGAUUCUCCUCUGCCUUCGUUGUCGCCACGAGACCGGACAUGUUUGGCUCCUCUGUGA
This is a messenger RNA of Salvelinus sp. IW2-2015, 594 nucleotides long. Lineage: Eukaryota; Metazoa; Chordata; Actinopteri; Salmoniformes; Salmonidae. The record is from RefSeq and is a predicted model, not a curated record.